CAAGCGUUCUGAUUCAAGAUUCUGUACGAUGUGAAAUUUUAUUAAAGUUAGUGACGUGUUACCGGCUUUAGAUCACCAUUGUCUCACAAUGUGCAUGAUUUGAGACAAGAUCGCAUUGUUUGCAGCUUCGACAAGAUCUCGUCAAUCGUUCGCGACCAACAGAGUCGAGUGUAUCGCAUCUGAGUAGGUUGUACUCUAGCGAAUUGUUUCAUCGAUAAAUAUUAAAUUUGAUAUUUUGGUACAAUAGAUAACUUACGAAACAAUCAAAAUGAUCUGGACGUGGUGCAUUGGAUUCGCUGUUCUUUAUAUCGUUGUCAAAUUCUGGGUUCAACGAGAUCAACCACCAGGCCCUGUUGGAAUCCCUUUAGUGGGUUAUUUACCAUUUAUUGAUGCAAAGAAACCAUAUGAAACAUUCACGCAACUAUCCAAAAAAUACGGACCAAUCUAUGGACUAAGGAUGGGACAGGUGUACGCCGUUGUUCUUUCAAAUUAUAGCCUAAUCCGUACAGUGUUGGCGAAGGAUGAAUCAACAGGCCGUGCUCCCCUUUAUAUAACACAUGGUAUCAUGGGUGGUUAUGGGUUAAUCUGUGCGCAAGGUGCUUUAUGGCGAGAUCAGCGAAAACUAUCGAUUGAAUGGCUGCGCCAACUAGGUAUGACUAAGUUUAAAUGUACACGGGACAGCCUCGAGAAAAAAAUUUCCUCCAGUUUAAACGAAAUGAUAGAGGACAUUGCUGCCAAUACAAGUGUUGGUGUUGGCGGGUUUGAUCCAUCCGCUACUAUACAUCAUGUUCUUGGAAACCUUAUGAACGAUCUGGUUUUUGGAUUGAAAUAUGAAAAACAAGAUGAAACAUGGCAGUUUCUCCAGCAUUUGCAAGAAGAAGGAGUAAAGCACAUUGGCGUUUCGAUGGCAGUCAAUUUCUUACCGUGGUUAAGAUAUUUCCCAUCCACUCGACGUACGAUCCAAUUUCUGCUGGAUGGUAAAACUAAAACACAUACAAUCUAUGAUGCGAUUAUAGCUGAAAAGCGUCAAAACCUGCAGUCCUCGGCUACAUCUGAUACAAAUAGUGAAUGCAUUUUGAAAAGCUUUUUGGAAGAAUCAAUGAAUCGUAUAAAUGCUGGAAGAGUUGACGCCUCGCAUUGCAGCGAUGUACAACUUCGUCACUUGAUGGCCGAUCUUUUCGGAGCUGGUGUGGAUACAACGUUCACUACUAUUCGCUGGGCUUUGUUAUACAUUGCUCUAUAUCCGACGGUUCAGUUUCAGCUCCGACAAGAGUUGGAACAGGCCUUGACCACGAAUAAGGCUCCUACUCUCGAUGACAUCGAAUUACUGCCCUACUUACGGGCUACUAUAGCUGAAGUACAGCGUAUACGAACAGUUGUACCUGUUGGGAUACCACACGGAACUACGAAGGAAAUGAUGAUAGCUGGCUUUCGGAUUCCUGCCAAUACCAUGAUCAUGCCACUGUUGUGGGCUGUUCAUAUGGACCCAGAUAACUUUCCCGAUCCGGAAAAGUUUAAACCGGAAAGAUUUCUCGACAAAGAUGGAAAAUUCUCAGUUCCCCACUGCUUUCUUCCUUUUCAAUCGGGUAAACGUAUGUGCCUGGGAGAUGAAUUAGCCCGAUACAUUCUGCAUCUUUACGUUGCUAACUUACUUUUUUGUUGUGAGAGGUUCGAUAUCGUACAGGAAGACGCAUGCGUCAUUGAUAUGACCGGAACAUGCGGAAUUACACUAACCCCUCCAACAUACCGAAUGAUGUUUCAUAAAGUAAAACAUAGUCGAGAGCACUUUUAA
Messenger RNA from Anopheles darlingi, 1792 nucleotides. It is a transcript of the gene phtm, whose product is annotated as cytochrome P450 306a1. The transcript has 7 exons. The record is from RefSeq and is a predicted model, not a curated record. The coding region runs from base 269 to 1792 and encodes 507 amino acids. Gene Ontology annotation, molecular function: heme binding; iron ion binding; oxidoreductase activity, acting on paired donors, with incorporation or reduction of molecular oxygen, reduced flavin or flavoprotein as one donor, and incorporation of one atom of oxygen. Gene Ontology annotation, biological process: xenobiotic metabolic process. Lineage: Eukaryota; Metazoa; Arthropoda; Insecta; Diptera; Culicidae. Gene Ontology annotation, cellular component: intracellular membrane-bounded organelle; cytoplasm.